Molecule: messenger RNA, 906 nt
Organism: Miscanthus lutarioriparius
Lineage: Eukaryota; Viridiplantae; Streptophyta; Magnoliopsida; Poales; Poaceae
Source: the annotation of a GenBank genome assembly
AUGGAGAAGCCACCACAACACGAAACGGCGACGGCAGCAGACAAUGAGGAGGACCAUAUCAGCAAGCCGCCGGACGACAUUCUCGUCCAGAUCCUGUCCUUGUGCCCCUACAGGAUUCUCAUGAGAACGGUGUCGGUUUCAACAAGGAAGGACGUGGCUAUGGAAUGCCGGUACGCAGGCGACAUGAUCGCGCUCGCCAACGCCACGAAACUGCUGCUGCCCGCUAGGGUCGAGCUGCAGGUGCUGCCGUUCUGGUACGCCGUGAGGCCGCUGCGCAUCCACGGCGCCGGCGUCAGCGCCCUUCGGUCCCUGACGCUGCUGGGGGACAUGGUGGUGCGCAAGGACUUCCCGCUCGCCGCCACCGUGUUCCCGUCGCUGGAGGACCUGCACAUCGGCGAGUGCACGCUCGCUGCCAGUAUGAGCGUCACGUCGGACACCAUGCCUCACUUCAAACACCUCCGCUUCACCGACGUCAGCGUGAUGACGGAUGACACCAAAGCCGCCAUCACCGUGCUCGCCGAUGACCUGAGGACUCUCCGCAUGUCAUGCCGUUGGUACAACAAGACUGAAUCGCCAUCGGAGCCGCUGUUGUUCUUAUGUCACUCGGGCGUCACAGCCGUGUUCACCAAAUACUCGUUGUUCCUCUUACGUGCACCCAAGCUGGCGGUGUUCGAGUGGCGAUGCUGCUAUGCUGACGAGGUGCGCAUUGAGGCCGUGGGCUGCCUCUCCGACAUCGCCAUCGAGGUUGCCGCCGGUAGGACGCGCACGUUGACUCCAAUUGGCACGGAACCCAAGUACGUGACAAUACAACAACGUGACAAACUUGUGACCGACAUCCUUCAAGGGCUUAUGCCUGGGCUGCAGCCGCGCACUUGGAAAGAUGUAACCAGGUAUGUAUAUACUUGA